Molecule: messenger RNA, 2142 nt
Organism: Puccinia graminis f. sp. tritici CRL 75-36-700-3
Lineage: Eukaryota; Fungi; Basidiomycota; Pucciniomycetes; Pucciniales; Pucciniaceae
Product: aldehyde dehydrogenase (NAD+)
Exons: 14
Coding region: 53-1555 (500 amino acids)
Molecular function (GO): aldehyde dehydrogenase (NAD+) activity
Source: RefSeq, a predicted model, not a curated record
AAAGAAAGAAAGAAAAAAAAAAAAACCAAGGAAACCAUUCUAUCAACCAGCCAUGCCUUCACCCCAGAUCACCUUGGAAUUCCCCUCUCAUCUCAAGCUCAAACCAGUCACCUUAGAGACUGGUUUAUUUAUCAACAACCAAUUCGUCGAAUCAGCGGAUAAGAGCACCUUCGAAACGGUCAACCCAACCAACGGAAAAGUGAUAGGCUCAGUCUCAGAAGCGAAAGCUCAAGAUGUCGAUCUUGCCGUCAAAGUAGCAUCAGAAGCUUUCGAUAAAGUCUGGGGCCUCAAAACCCCUGGUGCAACCAGAGGCAAAAUGUUGAUGCAUUUAGCGGACAAGAUCGAAUCUCACAUGGAUACCUUUGCGGCUAUUGAAGCUAUGGAUAACGGCAAGACUUUUACCAUGGCCAAGGCGUUUGAUGUAGCCGAGGCAGCGGCCUGUUUAAGAUAUUAUGGCGGCUGGGCAGACAAGAAUACCGGCCAGACAAUCGAAGUGAACGAGUCCAAGAUGGCCUUCACCAUGCAUGAGCCAAUCGGAGUGGUCGGCCAAAUUAUUCCUUGGAAUUUCCCGCUAUACAUGAUGUCGUGGAAGAUAGCGCCAGCCUUAGCGACGGGGAACACGAUUGUACUAAAGCCAGCCGAGCAGACGCCAUUGACAGCAUUAUAUCUAUGCCAAUUCAUCAAAGAGAUCUUCCCGCCGGGGGUGGUGAACAUCUUACCCGGCUUCGGACCGGGCGCAGGCCAGCCUAUAGUCGAACAUCCCUCGAUCGAAAAAAUCGCCUUCACCGGCUCCACCGCCGUCGGAAAACAGAUCCUCGCUCGAUCCGGCCAGAAUAACCUCAAGAAAGUCACCCUCGAACUCGGUGGGAAAUCUCCUAACAUUGUCUUCGAUGAUGCAGAUUUUGAUCAAGCCGUCAAAUGGGCCCAGUUUGGUAUUUUCUUUAACCACGGUCAAUGCUGUUGUGCUGGGUCGAGAGUGUUUGUCCAGGAAGGCAUCUAUGAUAAAUUCGUGACUGCUUUGAAGGAGAAUCUCAAGAGCCUCAAGGUAGGCGAUCCGUUCGAUCUGAACACCUUUCAAGGUCCCCAAAUCUCUCAACUUCAAUUUGAUCGAAUCAUGGCUUACAUCAAAUCAGGUAAAGAUGAAGGGGCAACCUGUUUGCUCGGCGGUGAGCGACAUGGUCAAGAAGGCUACUUCAUCCAACCCACGAUAUUUACGGAUGUGAAGGCGGGAAUGAAGAUCCAUAAUGAGGAGAUUUUCGGGCCGGUGGUGGUGGUGAUGAAGUUCAAGGACGAGGAAGAUGUGGUAAGACAGGCGAAUGACACCGUCUACGGACUAGCGUCGGCCAUCCAUUCCACCGACAUCACCAAGGCUCUUCGGGUCUCCAAGCGGAUCAAGGCCGGGACGGUCUGGAUUAACUGCUACAAUCGGAUCGUCAGUCAGGUGCCCUUUGGUGGCUAUAAGGAGAGCGGCGUCGGGCGCGAAUGCGGUAGCUACGCUCUGUCAAACUACACCGCUGUCAAAUCCAUCUUUAUCAACAUGAAUGAAAAACUUUGAUUGCACAUCGCAAACCAUCUUCUACAAAGUAUUCCCAGCCUUGUUAUUUUAUUUUUUUCUCUCUUCAUGCGUCUCGCGCUAUCCUCCCAAAAUUAGGAGGAUGGUGGUGUUACAUUCAUGAUCGAGGAAUUCUUGACAACUUAUAAGAUCGCCUUAUCUACCCCCCAAAAUCCCCUUCCUUGUUUGCUUCUUCUGUCAUGAUCAUCCUAUUAUCGUAGAUCAUGUAUGUGCACAUAUCGUUUUUGUAUUGUCGUUAUUGUUGUCUCUUGCUUUUCUUUCUUUUUUCCUCUGCUGAAUGAAAGAAAAAAUUGUACCCAUCUUGAUCACUCUACAAUGUCCCCUCUCACGACUCAUGCCACCAUUUUUACGACAAAAAAAAGACAGUUUCACACUUCAAGCUUUCUCAAAGAGCAGCUUUGCCCCGCUUAUAUGUAUUGUUAUCCAAGAGAACACGAAAGAACAGAUAGAUCUACAUCCACGCCCCUUGAGAUGAUGUUCUCGACCCUACAUAAAUAGUACUACCUAGUCGGUUUCCUUGGGAAGGUUGGAAAGUCCGUGUGGAGAUGAGCGUGGGGAGGAGAUUGGGU